AUGCGAUUGAAUUUGGAUGGAAAACUUUUAAAAAGUGGAUAUAAUAAUGUAUGUUUUGAAAAUUUAAUGAAUUUUUUUUUGUUUGAAUUUAAAUUCAAUUAAUUUUCUUUUUCUCAACAAAUUUAGGAUCCACCAUAUACAUUGAUACAAUCAUCAAUCAAUCGAUUGUAUGGUAUUGAACCGAAAAUUAUUCGUACAAUGGCCAAAUAUUUUAAUUUUACAAUAAAAUUUAUUGAUUGUAAAAAUAAUUAUGGAAAUCGAUUAUCGAAUGGUUCAUUUAAUGGUAUGAUGGGAAUGUUAGAAAAUGAACAAAUUGAUUUUGGUAUUGGUGGUGUUAUGAUGAGCUAUGAACGAAAUUCAAUUAUCAGAUAUCUUUAUACAUAUCAAAUGGAUCAUCUUACAUUUAUAACCAAUCAAGAUUACCAAACACAGAUUAAUUAUUAUCUAUUGAUAACACCAUUCACCGGUCAAGUAUGGCUAAUGAUAUUAUUCAUUUUGUUAUUAUUUUAUCUGAUAAAACAAAUUCGUAUAAAUUUAAUGAUCAAAUGUAAACAACAACAACAACAAUCUUUUGUUGAUGAUUAUCAUGAUGAUCUAUGGAUUGGUAUUGGUUUAUUUUUUCGUCAACCAUAUUAUCGAUUACAAUCAACAAAUUUAUCAAUAAAAAUUAUGAUGUUAUGUUGGGCUAUAUCAGCAUUGAUACUAUCAACAUUGUAUGCCGGUUUUCUAACAUCAACAUUGUCCAUACCAAAUAAUAAUUGUAUCGAUACAAUUCAACGUUUAGCUGAUGAAUGUUAUGCACAGAAUAUUAUACCAUUAAUACAGGCCAAUACAAGUGCCAUCAAAAUAUUUUCUAUGUCUGAUCGAAAUGAUUUUCAAAUGAUAUGGCAAAAAACUCAACAAAUUGUCAAUACGGAACAAGGAAUACAAAUGAUUUUUGAACAGAAUUCAAAUGGAAAAAAAUUCUCAUUAAUUACAUCAAGAUAUCCAUUACAAUAUUAUCAAUUUAAAUAUGGAAAAAAUUUGUUAUAUUUACCACCCGAACAAUUAGAAUCAUCAUUUUAUCCAUUUUUUGUAUCGAUUCCAAUAAGAAAAACAUUUGAACAUAUCGAAUCAUUCAAUAUAUUGUAG
Messenger RNA from Dermatophagoides pteronyssinus (European house dust mite), 1131 nucleotides. Its product is annotated as ionotropic receptor 40a-like. The record is from RefSeq and is a predicted model, not a curated record. Gene Ontology annotation, molecular function: ligand-gated monoatomic ion channel activity. NCBI's taxonomy places the organism in Eukaryota, Metazoa, Arthropoda, Arachnida, Sarcoptiformes, Pyroglyphidae. Gene Ontology annotation, cellular component: membrane.